Molecule: messenger RNA, 3934 nt
Organism: Temnothorax curvispinosus
Lineage: Eukaryota; Metazoa; Arthropoda; Insecta; Hymenoptera; Formicidae
Product: DNA-directed RNA polymerase II subunit RPB2
Exons: 7
Coding region: 136-3672 (1178 amino acids)
Biological process (GO): DNA-templated transcription
Cellular component (GO): RNA polymerase II, core complex
Molecular function (GO): DNA binding; ribonucleoside binding; DNA-directed RNA polymerase activity
Source: RefSeq, a predicted model, not a curated record
UUCAGCGUGCAUCUUCGCCGGGUGUUUGGCGUUGAUUUGUGCUUAUUCGUGCUCCAUUAGCAGAAAUUGCAAGAAAAAUUGCGACUAACGUGGAAGCUACAUCCCGAAAUCGCGUAUUUCGCACGCUGAGAAAAAAUGAGCAAUAUAUUCGGUCUCGAAGACAGUCAAUAUGAUGAGGAAGAUGCGGACGAAAUCUCGUCCAAACUUUGGCAAGAAGCCUGCUGGAUCCUCAUCAAUGCGUACUUCGACGAGAAAGGACUUGUACGGCAGCAGCUGGAUAGCUUCGAUGAAUUUAUCGAAAUGUCCGUUCAGCGUAUCGUGGAGGAUUCGCCGCAGAUAGAAUUGCAGGCAGAGGCGCAGCACACCACGGGCGAGAUAGAGAAACCUGUGAAACAUUUGUUAAAAUUCGAGCAGAUUUACUUGUCGAAGCCGACCCAUUGGGAGAAGGAUGGCGCGCCGUCUCCCAUGAUGCCCAAUGAAGCCAGAUUAAGAAAUCUAACGUAUUCCGCGCCGUUGUAUGUGGAUAUCACCAAGACGAUCGAGAAGGACGGCGAAGACCCCGUAGAGACGCAGCAUCAAAAAACAUUUAUCGGGAAAAUACCGAUUAUGUUGAGAUCAAAGUAUUGCCUGCUCGCCGGUUUGUCCGAUCGUGACUUGACGGAACUGAACGAAUGCCCGCUGGAUCCCGGUGGAUAUUUCAUCAUUAACGGCUCGGAGAAGGUUCUUAUAGCCCAGGAGAAAAUGGCUACAAACACCGUUUACGUGUUCAGCAUGAAGGACGGGAAGUACGCCUACAAGGCGGAAAUCCGUUCCUGCCUGGAACACAGUUCGCGUCCGACCUCGACCUUGUGGAUCAACAUGAUGGCCAAGAGCGGUGCCAGUAUUAAAAAGUCCGCUAUAGGCCAACGCAUUAUCGCCAUUAUUCCUUACAUCAAGCAGGAGAUCCCCAUAAUGGUGGUUUUUCGAGCCCUCGGAUUUGUGGCCGAUCGCGAUAUCCUCGAACAUAUCAUUUACGAUUUUGACGAUCCCGAGAUGAUGGAAAUGGUGAAGCCGUCCUUGGACGAGGCUUUCGUCAUACAGGAACAGAACGUCGCUUUGAAUUUUAUCGGUACUAGAGGCGCCAAGCCGGGAGUGACCAAGGAGAAGCGGAUUAAAUACGCCCGAGAAAUCCUGCAGAAGGAGAUGCUGCCGCACGUCGGCAUAAGCGAUUUCUGCGAAACUAAAAAGGCUUAUUUCCUCGGCUAUAUGGUCCACAGAUUGCUGUCGGCGUCUCUGGGACGAAGGGAAUUGGACGAUCGCGAUCAUUACGGUAAUAAGAGACUGGACUUGGCCGGGCCUCUGCUGGCGUUUUUGUUCCGAGGUCUAUUCAAAAAUCUGAUGAAGGAGGUACGCUUGUACGCGCAGAAAUUCAUAGAUCGGGGAAAGGACUUCAAUCUCGAGCUGGCUAUCAAGACGAAAAUCAUCACGGACGGUCUGAGAUACUCGCUCGCCACGGGUAACUGGGGCGAUCAGAAGAAGGCGCAUCAGGCGAGGGCGGGGGUGUCGCAGGUAUUGAACAGAUUGACCUUCGCGUCGACGCUGUCGCAUUUGAGACGAGUGAAUUCGCCCAUCGGAAGAGACGGCAAACUUGCCAAGCCACGUCAGCUGCACAACACAUUGUGGGGUAUGCUGUGCCCCGCGGAGACCCCCGAGGGUGCCGCUGUAGGACUGGUGAAGAAUCUAGCGCUGAUGGCGUACAUAAGCGUCGGCUCGCAGCCCUCGCCUAUCCUAGAAUUCUUGGAGGAGUGGUCCAUGGAGAACCUUGAGGAGAUAGCCCCGAGCGCGAUCGCCGACGCUACGAAGAUAUUCGUGAACGGAUGCUGGGUCGGCAUCCAUCGCGAUCCGGAUCAAUUGAUGGCCACUCUACGCAAACUGAGAAGGCAGAUGGACAUCAUCGUGUCGGAAGUAUCGAUGGUCCGCGAUAUUAGAGACCGCGAGAUAAGGAUAUACACGGACGCUGGUAGGAUCAGUAGACCUCUGCUCAUAGUAGAAGGUCAAAAUUUGCUGCUGAAGAAGAGGCAUAUUAACAUGUUGAAAGAAAGAGAUUACAAUAACGACGGGUGGCAGGAAUUAGUAGGUAGCGGAGUAGUGGAAUACAUAGACACCCUGGAGGAAGAAACUGUCAUGAUAGCUAUGUCACCCGAUGAUCUCCGACAGGACAAAGAAUACGCAUAUUGUACGACGUAUACGCACUGCGAAAUUCAUCCGGCGAUGAUCUUGGGCGUGUGCGCUUCUAUUAUACCGUUCCCCGAUCAUAAUCAGAGCCCUAGGAACACUUAUCAGAGUGCUAUGGGUAAACAAGCUAUGGGGGUGUACAUUACGAAUUUCCAUGUGCGCAUGGACACCUUGGCUCACGUGCUCUAUUACCCUCAUAAACCGCUGGUCACAACAAGAUCCAUGGAGUACCUCAGGUUCCGUGAAUUACCGGCCGGCAUUAACAGCAUCGUUGCGAUCCUGUGUUACACGGGAUACAAUCAAGAGGACAGCGUUAUUCUGAAUGCGAGCGCCGUCGAGAGAGGCUUCUUCAGAUCGGUGUUUUAUCGCUCCUACAAGGAGUCCGAGUCGAAGAAGAUCGGCGACCAGGAGGAGCAGUUCGAGAAGCCCUCGCGCUUAACUUGCCAGGGAAUGCGCAACGCUAUAUACGACAAGUUGGACGAUGACGGGAUCAUCGCACCUGGAAUUCGAGUAUCGGGCGACGACGUGAUCAUAGGAAAAACGAUUACUUUGCCGGAAACGGAUGAUGAGCUGGAUAGUACAACGAAACGUUUUAUGAAACGCGACGCGUCGACUUUCUUACGAAACAGCGAGACCGGUAUAGUCGAUCAAGUGAUGCUGACGUUGAACAGCGAAGGAUAUAAAUUCUGCAAGAUCCGAGUGCGCAGUGUACGUAUCCCGCAAAUCGGCGAUAAAUUUGCGUCGCGUCACGGGCAGAAGGGUACAUGCGGAAUUCAGUACCGGCAAGAAGACAUGCCGUUCUCCUGCGAAGGUCUUACACCGGACAUUAUUAUCAAUCCUCACGCUAUCCCUUCUCGUAUGACUAUCGGUCACUUGAUCGAGUGCAUCCAAGGAAAAGUUUCUGCCAAUAAAGGAGAGAUUGGUGACGCCACGCCGUUUAACGACGCUGUGAACGUGCAAAAGAUUUCCACGCUUUUGCAAGAGUACGGUUACCAAUUGCGAGGAAACGAAAUGAUGUGCAACGGGCACACGGGUCAUAAGAUCCUCGCGCAAGUCUUUAUGGGGCCGACGUAUUAUCAACGUUUGAAGCAUAUGGUGGACGAUAAGAUCCAUAGUAGAGCGAGAGGACCUGUGCAAAUUUUAGUUAGACAACCUAUGGAGGGUCGAGCGAGGGAUGGUGGACUUCGUUUCGGAGAAAUGGAACGGGAUUGUCAAAUUUCUCAUGGCGCGGCGCAGUUUCUGCGAGAACGUCUGUUUGAAGUAUCAGAUCCAUAUAGAAUUCACAUAUGUAAUUUUUGUGGUUUAAUCGCUAUAGCGAAUUUGCGAAACAACACUUUCGAAUGCAAGGGAUGCAAAAACAAAACGCAAAUUUCACAAAUUAGGCUGCCGUACGCGGCAAAGUUGCUCUUCCAGGAACUAAUGGCAAUGAAUAUUGCACCUAGACUCAUGAUACAAUGAGUCUUCUGUAAAUAAUUUAUUUUACGUAAAGUAUCACCGACUUAUCAUUGUAUAUACCGAUUGCAUACCGUAUUGUCGUACAGUGACACGUAAGACAGAUUGAUGAAAAGCUUUUCAUAAGUUUCUAAUGUGAAUUAGCAACUAUUUAUUAAUAAUAAAAUGAUAGUAAUCUUUAUGUAUGUCAAACUUCAUAAUGCUUGAUGUUUAUCAAUUUGUGCGAAUAAAAUAAAUUGGUUUAUCAUAUUAGUUAUUAAUCUCGCAA